Messenger RNA from Alternaria alternata, 907 nucleotides. RefSeq lists its product as hypothetical. Bases 376 to 804 code for a protein of 142 amino acids. The record is from RefSeq and is a predicted model, not a curated record. NCBI's taxonomy places the organism in Eukaryota, Fungi, Ascomycota, Dothideomycetes, Pleosporales, Pleosporaceae. The transcript has a single exon.
GCGCCUUAGCAAAGUACGCUUUCUGCUGUUGGAGCACGCCUGCGUUGGCUUUCUUGGUGCGCUGCAGCGAGCCGCCUGUCCAGUUCAUGUGUAUAGCAUAUCGGCACUGUUCUAUAACUGCACGGGUUGAAGGAGAAUCAUGCGAGAAGAGGUAAUUGGAAGGCAGUGGAUGCUGAUCGAAGCUGCGGCAUGCGCUUGCCUGCUGAAUAUGGGCAGCUCCUUCCCCAGCUACGUCUCUUUCCUCUCCGUCCGACCAAGCCCUAAGGUUGGAACACAACUGCAGCACUCCACACCUCGUAUUGUGCACCCGACCCUCCACAGCGCUGGCUGACCCAUCUUCCUCGGUUACUACUCAACGAGCGUCCUCCACGACUCAUGCUCGGAUCUGUCUUGCCGGCGGAAAAACAAGAACAGAUGAAAGGGUCCAAAUCGUUUGAUCGAUCAGCGCCUCCAUCACUUCCCUCCGCAAGAAUAGUGGAGCGCCGGAGAGGUACCGAGACCCUGCGACGGGAUCCCCGUGGGUGUGGGAAAUCUUUAACAAUCAUGGCCAUAGGGUGUGGGGACGGUCACUUGAAGGAUGCAUCGCGUUGCUACACCAUAAUCCACGAAUAUAGCAGGAUAUGCGAAGUCCAUGAGCUCUGUAGGACCGAUUUUAGAGCUAUCCACAACUCAAACUUUGGGGUCACACCUGGGGAAAUCGUGGAGACGUGGAGAAGAAUGGGGUUGACAACCACAACCCCAUACCAGAUCCACCACCGUUCCCAACCAUACUCCAUUUAUCCGUCUCUUCAAUUCCAAGCCUAAACGCCGGUCGCAAUAAGUGUGCUCCGUACAUGGCGCUGUCUUCUCGGCAGCUGCAUCAGAUCAUUGCUUCUUGCAGCGUGGAGUCCGGUCCUGAACGGGUCCU